Ceutorhynchus assimilis (cabbage seed weevil) is the source of this 4653-nucleotide messenger RNA. NCBI's taxonomy places the organism in Eukaryota, Metazoa, Arthropoda, Insecta, Coleoptera, Curculionidae. The record is from the annotation of a GenBank genome assembly.
AAAAAAUAAAUGUCAAGUCAAUUCAAACUUCACUAGUGACACUUGUUGACAGCGUCAUUGUCAAACAAAACAUUAAAAAAAACUUUCCCAAAAAUUUUGUAAAAAUAACAUCAUAAAAAAAGAGUUUUUUAAUCAACAUCGGUCCAUAAUUGAACAGUUUAAUUAGUCUACAAGGGCCUAGUGUUUUUUCUAAAGCAGUUCCAAGCCGUUUCAUUGAUCGGCCCUAACCUUACAUGACCUGUCAUUCAAAGUGUUAUUAAAAUAAGCUUAUUAUCUUAUUAUGAUCUAGCACCUAUUUCUAUGCUUUAUUGCUGAGAAGUCCUUUAUUAUAGUUGUUUACUUAAGCUGUUCUAGCAUGUAUGAAAUCGAAAUCAGUCUUUCCUAUUGAGGUAACCUUAAGAUGUUCAAUUCAGGGAUUAAAGGAAAUCAAAGGUGUAAUGGUACAUAUUCUUCACCCUCCCAAGAUAUAUCAGUAGUCAGCAAAGUAGCAAACAAUACAAAACAUUACAACAACACUACAUUUAAGUUAUUUAAUAAUAAGCUAGAAAAUAAGGAUGUGUAUAGAAAAACUAAUACUAACAAACCGGUGGACCGUCAACUUAAUAGAAAUAAAACUACAAAUUCAGUCACAAACAAAGCAAAAACAUUCAAUGGAAAUAGUGUUGUUGGGAGUAAGGUGAUAAAACCGGAGGAUGCUUAUGAUUUCGAGGACAAAAUAGCCAUUCACAGUAUUAUAGGCUUACAAGAUUCAAAUACGCACAAGACUCCGUUAGUUGAAGAACAAAAACCAAAAAAGGAAAACAUAAAGGCCACACAUCACGAAACAUUGGAAAGGAUAGAAUGCGAAAUUGAUGCGCCCAAUUAUUAUCAGCAACAUUGGUUUAGUCCUAGUUUAGAGCAAUUCAAAUUGGAAGACAGAUCUCGAGAAGAACGAAUCGAAAUAACCAGGCACGAGUUAUGGCGCAGGCUACAGCAACUGAACCAUAUUGGCAAACCGAACCGGGUUCCGCACUGGAUCACGAGACGGAAAAAAAACCCAACCGUUGGCAGACCAGACGGUAGCAGUACCGCUCUUAUAGUACCAAAACUGUGCGAGGUGAAUGAAUGUGGGAGACCCUCCAUUCAUGGUUCAAAGUAUUGCGCGAUGCACAUCAUGUAUGACAGUAGGCAAAUUUUGUUCGAAUAUUGCACGGCAAAGUUUGCGGAUAAUACUCAAUGCUCAGUACCAGUGUUUGACAUAUCUCACGACCUGCCAUUGUGUGCCGUACAUGCAAGAAAGAGGGAUAACUAUAGACUGUACCAGGAAGCCAAACCAAAGAGAGUUAAGAAAAAAGUGAAGCCGUCGGCGAUGAUCAGGCCACAAAAACGGAACAAAAAGAAAAAGAAAUCGCCGGUUCGAUCGAAACAAAUCGAAACUAUCACAAAUCCUAGUGCAAUAAUUGGGGAGAUUAUACCAGCGGCGCCUUGUAAUGGGUUGGUAACAGAAGUUGUAGAAGCUCCAGUGGUACUUGAAGAGGAUCUUCAAAUGGUCGAUCAAGUGUUGGCACUAAACGAAAACGGUUUAGAGCAAGCGCUAGCCAAUCAGGCACAUUUGCUAGAAGAAACUGACCUCACAAAUGUAUUCAGUACAAUACAAGUUGAUGAGUUUAGCGAUUUCUUUGCAGUCAACCGGAAUGGGGAAUAUGAACCAUCAAGAGAAGAAGCUGAAGAAUUGGAAAAAGCUUUAGCUGCUGUAGAUAAUGAUGUCAAAUCUUUGGAAAAAUUGAGUCAGACCCAUGGACUGUUGGAUUCUUUUCUAGAUGAGCACGCCCUAUCAGAUUCUUUGGUCCAAAUACCGGAGUUGAUAUUUCACAACGGAUACGCGGCAUGCGGUGACAACAUUGUGACACAGAACAGUUCCUAUCUGUUACCAGUCGAGCCCCAUUCACAUUCAUAAGUGAUAUGGUUAAAAAUGAGCCCUCAAGAAAUCGCCCCCUAGUUUAGUAAGUCAGUUCAAAUUAAGGUAUAGAAACGAGUUGCUUAGCUGUUUUAAAAUUAUGUUUCAAUGGUGGAAAAACUACACUUUUCAAAAACAAUAUUAGAAUUAAAUAAAUUGUUAAAUGGUUUAUUUUUAAAAAAUACAGGGAGCAGGUAUUUUUUAGAAUGAAUUAUUUUUGUGAAAAAAAAAGACUUUACUUAGUUAAUAAGGCUUUUUGAAAAGUUGAUUAAAUAUACAUAAGUACUUUAUUUUUGUACAUAAGGAUGCUUACUUUUUUUCCAUUUUUAUUUAUAAUGUCUUGCGAAUUGUUUAUAUUUUUGUAAAUAAACUCUAGAAAAGCUAUCAGACUUUUUUUUUUAUUUUUUAUAAAUGACCAACGAUUCAUUUAAAAAAAUACCUGUUGUUAAUCUCUUUUAUUAACUUUCUUGAGACUGUAAUUGGUUUAUUAACUUGAAAUAUUUUUUGGAAUACUUUUUUGAGGUUUUUAGCUGUUUUACUGUAGAUGUGAGUGAGUGUGCGUACUUUUUUUUUUACCAUUUUAUUAGUGUCUGUAAUCAAAAGUGGUGUAGAAGAUUUGGGUAGCAUUCCCUAAUGGAACAAAUUUGUAAAGGUUUCCUUCUAUUAAUUCAAACACAUUUCACGAAAUUAAUCCUAUUUUCCCAAAUUUUUCAUCUAUUACAGAGAUCAAGCACAACAAAAACAAAAUGUAUUCCAUUAAGAAGGACUGCAAAGAAAGUCUCUUCUCCAUUACUUUUUUGUCAGAAUUAUCUGAUUUUAUGGCAAUUUUAAAACAAUAAGUAGUAAGUACGACUUUUUAUUGUUCCAAACCAGUGAUACACUUUAUUUUUAUGUGUUUAAAUUACAAUACGCUUACAAUUUUAAUAGAUAGGUAGGUAUGUAUAUAAAAAAAAAAAUCCCAUGACAUUUUCUCUAGAAACUUAUCAUAGUGAGUGGCAGGAUAAUUUUAUAUUUAAAGUCGCUGCAAGGUGAUUCAUGCAAAAAAUAUAAAAAAUUAAAAAAAAAACACAAGACAAUAGAAAACUCAAGAUUUUGCUCUUCCUCACAAAAAGAAGUCCACGAAGGUCAAAUCUGGAAUUCUUGCAGAUGGUUUCAUCUUCUUUAUUAUGUGAAAAGUUACAAAAUGUCAUCCAUUAUUAUUUUUUCGAUUGACUUUUGUGUGAUUCCCAGAGCAUCAUAUUAGUAAUUCAUGAUGGUCCAUUUUCCAUUCAGUAUCAUCUCAUAAAUCAAGUACAUAUGUUUAGUUAAAAUUUUUGUUGCUUAGUAAAAAGACUGAUUAGAUUUUAACGUUUAUAUAAAGGUGUAUAUAUAUUAUUGUUUUUUUUUAGGGUGAAUUAGUACCAAUUACAGUCUUUAUAAAUGUGAAAUUUUGUUUUAAGCAAUUUGCUACUUAACUUUCACUAAUCGAAUUUUUAGGAAAAAAAAAUGCAAAUAACACUGUCUUAGAUAUAAAUUUUGGUAUAGUGUUGUCAACAAUGUUAACCUUGCUCAGGAAAUUUUGGUGUAUAGUAACACUUAAGUAGUCGUUUUAAAUAUGAAAAUUUGUUUGAAAUCUAAUACAAAAGACAAAAAUGAAAUUCUAACAAUUUGUUUUUAUAGGAACCAUCUUUGUCUUUGAAAACACCCAAAAAAAAAAAUCUGCUUUUAAAUAACCAUAUUCCGUAUUCUGUAUAUAAGUACUAAUGUUAUUUUCUUUUAGCCCCCCUCGCACCAUUUAUACCAGUGUAUGUAGGACUUUGUAUGUAACAUUUUUAAUGAAAGUAUUUAUUUUUGUAUUUAGUUUAGUGCUUAAUUUUUAGGGCCAGGAAAGCGGUUAAUUAUCGUUAUGUAAUUUUAAUUUUCUCAGAGCGGGAUCGAUUCCAAGAUUUGCAUUACAAAUUUUGAAAAAAAAAAGAACACAAAACAAAUAUGAAUCAUUGAAGUCAUCACUAAUUUUAUAAAUUUUGAAACUUCCUUUUGAACUUGUUACAUCUGAGCCAUCGUUCUUCUAGUAAGUCUUUAUUACUUACGUUUUCAAUCCUUUUACAAAAUUGAAAUUAUCAAAACAAUUUGUAGCCCAUACAUCUAGGUACUCAGAUAACAUUAUUUUCAAUAUUACAUUAUAAAUCGUUAUUUUUUAAUAUGAACACACUCCUUGGGCUCUAUCUACAAAUCUUUAGGUUUCUAGAUACAGCAUUUAUUUUUUAAUAAUUUGGUCGUCAAAAACAUAAUUUUAACCUGUUCUGAUAUGAAUCAGAAAUUGGUUUCUUUGAUUUUGUGAAUUGUUAAAUUUCUGAAAUAUCUCAUUUCUGAUUGCCUAAUUAGAACUUGAAGCAAUUAUUGAACAAAUUUGUAAAAUUUUCCUAAUUUAAAUAUUGUUUUUUUUUUUAUAAAUAAUGUAUAUAGACAAUUUGGUGUAUAGUUUUUCUUUUUGUAACAACAUGUGCAGAAAAUAAAUUGAAGUAGCUAAUAUAACAGUUUUAUACCCCCCUUAUAAAAUUUUUAUAAUUUGAAAUUUUUGAAGUUUUUUUUACAUAAUAUAUUUUUUUACGUGUACCAAAAAAUAAAGAACAAAUUUUUAAUCUGCAUGAUGCUUAUUGUAAAUUAUUGUCAUUAGAUUUUUUUUUUUCUGAAAAAAACCCAAAUUAUGAAUGUAAUACAAAAUUUUAGUAUUGUGA